Dermacentor silvarum is the source of this 7494-nucleotide messenger RNA. Its product is annotated as major facilitator superfamily domain-containing protein 6-A. The record is from RefSeq and is a predicted model, not a curated record. Bases 503 to 2257 code for a protein of 584 amino acids. NCBI's taxonomy places the organism in Eukaryota, Metazoa, Arthropoda, Arachnida, Ixodida, Ixodidae. The transcript is spliced from 6 exons. Gene Ontology annotation, cellular component: membrane.
ACACCGCGUAGCAGACGACAAGUGCUCGUAGCAUUGCCUCAGAGAUGGCCCGCGCGGCACUGCUACGACCAUCUUUGAGGGAUAAAAAAAAGAAAAGAAAAAGAAAACACAGCGCAACCAGUUAUUGCGUAACACGAUUCUUCCAAAACUCACAAUAACUUGUUGUUACGGGUGCCAGCGCGGUUUUCAAGCGCACGUCAGCUUCAAACAGAAACAGAAACUGUUUUUGUUAUCAUCAUCAUUUUUAUUAAUCUCUUUAUUCGGAAGGAGCGCCCGUCGUCCGCUAAUACGCUAGGUCGCCGUUUGCUUCGUUUCUCCGUCUCGUCCGCACGUGUACUUUUGUCGUGGCUCAUAUUUCGCGCAACCUUGGCGGUUUUGUGAGGAAAGCUUCAUGAGACAACAGCCAAGCAACAGCCGCCGCGUUAUACGAGUACAGUAACGCGUCGCAAGAAGUUUUUUUCGGAGGCUGCUAUUAAAGGCAGGUUUCUUGCCCACGUUUGCAAUGGGCAUCGAAUCUGAAGAGUCAAAGUCCACGACUCCACGUGCAUUCUACCGUUGGAACGGAGGCCUCCUGUUUGCCAAGGCGAACUUCUUCUUCCUUUAUGGAUCAUCUGCUAUAAUUCUUCCUGCCCUGUCAGUGUACGGGCACGAACUGGGACUCAAUGCUGCCUCCGUGGGUGUGGUGUUGACUGUGGUUCCUUUCGUUGUGUUCCUCGUUCGACCACUCAUUGCAAGCAUCUCAGACAGACUACAGAAGAUUACACUGGUGCUUGUCGCCAUCAUUGUGUUUGAAGCCAUUUCCCUUUUGCUCAUCAGUUCGGUGCCUCCUUUGAAAACUUCGAGUGAGCAAGAUGCCGGACUGAGCUUACAGCUGAACUUAACUACCUCAAAUGCCACGGGUUCACUGUUGGGAAUUGAGAGCGAAUCUUGCGUGGCCGACCACUUUAAGAACUCAAGUGUUCACUGUUUCCUUACAUGCCCUUGCCAAAGAGGCAACCACACUUCAGGUGAUAAUGCAAGUGAGCCAUGUAGACUGCAUCGCAACGUAGGUCUACAGCCUGUGCCUGCAAAACUGCCCAGUGAGUUUUAUCUUGUCAACAAUGAAAGUGAGUCACUGCAGAGUGCAGGUUUCGACCUCGAGGAAACUGUUGUGAUGUGUAGUGCAAACUGUUCAGUAGAUCUCUCAUCAUGCCAAGAGAAAGCUGCAGACUCUGCCGCCACCUCCGAAGACAUGCACUCACUGCAGUUUUGGCUCUUCCUUCUGCUCACAUGUCUCAUCCGUAUCGCCAUCUCAAGUGCUUUCUCACUGUCCGACACUGCCUGCUUCCAGCAGCUCGGCGACAAACCACAGGACUAUGGCCUACAGCGGCUCUGGGGUACCAUCGGCUGGGGCAUCAUGGCACCCCUGAGUGGAUUGCUUAUUGACUUUGUCAAUGCUCGGCUCGGCUACAAAAGCUUUGUGCCCGGCUUUUACAUGGCGGUAGGGCUGAUGGCGAUACAGUGCGUGGUUGGCUUCAAUUGGUGGCUGGGGCCUUCUAAGUCCAACCAGAGCAUCCUCCGUAACGUCGGUAGCCUGCUCAGGAAGCCGAGGCACCUGUGCUUCCUCCUGGACAUCUUUGUGGUGGGAAGCUGCAGCAGCAUCCACUGGUACUACAUCUACUGGUACCUCCAGGACUUGCAUGCCAGCAAGCUGCUCAUGGGGCUUACCCUAGCGACGCAGAGCUUCUUAGGGGACCUUCCAUUCAUGUUCCUCUCGGGCUGGCUCAUAAGCAAGCUGCAACACAUCAAUGUGGUGCGGCUGGCCUUCCUGGGCUUCUUCUUGAAGUUCCUGGGCUACUCGUUCUUGCGGGACCCCUGGUGGGCCAUUGCCAUUGAGCUACUGCAGGGCCCCACGUACGGCUCAUUCUACGUGGCCAUGACCUCGUACGCACGCAGCAUCUCCGUGCCCGGCACAGAGGCCACCUUCCUCAGCAUCAUCCAGGGGGUCUUUGACUGCUUGGGCAUAGCAGCUGGAUCUUGUUUGGGUGGCCUGGGUUUAAGCUACUUCGGUGCCAGGAAGACCUACUUCAUUGCGAGUUUUGUGCCUCUGGUGUGGCUGGUGCUGACAAUUCUGAUUGGUCACCUCAUCACACGCUGUAGCAGCAGUGAGCAGGACAAGGGGGUUGUUGAAGUGCCCAUGGAAUCUGCCCAGCCUUUUAUGUCUAGCAAAAGCAACAGAAAAGACUACUCGGAUCAGCAGGCCGCAGAACAGCUUUGAACAAGGUAGCGGUGCAAUAGCUCGGAAGAGCAAGCUGCUCGAUCUCACACAGUGUGCUGGUACCACGAGCUGUGUCACACUGUUAGCACCAUUCUACAUUGCAAAUCGUGUCAUACCAAGCCGAGCUUCAAGCGAGGCUUUCACUGUCUGUUUCCAAUUCCAUUGCUUGUUACGUUGUUACGUUAAUUCCAUUGCUUGUUACAAUGCAGGAAGCCAGUGGCUCAACGUUGGCCUGCUAGAUGAGCAUGUUGCUGCUGCAACCACAUGCUGAAAUGUUUCUUUAUAGCCACGAAUAGUGCUUUAUACAUUACAUAUAUAUAUAAUUUUUUUUUCCCUGUAUAACUCGUGCUGAGAAGUCAUGUUUUAUUUCUUGCACUGAUGGAAGCGUUGCUGUUAAGGGGAUACUAAAGAAAAAUAUUAAGUUGAGUUAAUGCGAUAGCUUAUCUCUGUUUUAUCGUUUUCUGGGCGCCAAUAAAGGACUUAGUUGCGUAGAAAACUUUCAACGAAUGUCCUGCUGCCGCUCCUCAAUUUGAAUCGCCCGCACCGAUACUGAGGCCACUACAUAAUCUCCACCUCUCCACCUCCGCCGCUAUCUGUGAAUCAGCCACUCCUCUCUCAAAUCACAUUGGCAGCAUUUCUAGAACCGCCCGCCUCCGGCCUCAGCUCCAACUUCCAGCUAGCGGUCUGUCGCAGUUGCCCAGUGCCCUGACGUCGCACAACGCAUCACACGAAAGAAGUAACAUACUCCACGAGAUGUGGCGCCACUCUGAUUUUUCAUUUUCAUAAUUUUUCUCACUCACAAGAGCUUUGUUCUCACUACGAGUUACGAAUUUGUUAUUACAGAAGCUUAAUGUUUCAAUCUAGCUCGAUUUAAUAUUUCCCUUUAGUGUGCCUUUAAGUAAGCAGUUUAAGAAGCUCUAUAUGCUCUAUCUACUAUGGUGAAGUGGAUGUCAGCCGUGUGCCACAAAAUGCCUUCCGCAAGGAGUUGUGCCGAGUGCCAGUAGCAAAUUGAAUUAUGUGACAUACUGUGAAGUAUUAUACCUAGCAUUGAACAAAUUGCACAUUUCAUUUGUGAGAAGCUGGUGUGCCCAAUGAGAACAAGUGACACAUUUUGGGUUGGGAAAUUUGUGUUCCUCAGAGAUUCUGUGUAAUGCUGAUGAGCAAUACAACUUGAUACUCCCACAUUAACAAUGAUACAAUAGUGUCAAUUUGCUCUUUACUGCCCCUCAAAGCAAACACACCUUAUUUGCAAGGACAUAACAUGAACAUGCAUAUAUAAAGAAAGUAGGAAAUUUUGAUAAACUUGAAAAUAAAAUGUGAGAAUUACGAAUAUUUCAAUUGUAAGGUGAAUUAAAGAUGCGUAAGAGUUGUGCCGAUAUUCUAGUUGACAUUAAAGGGAUACGGACACAAAAGUUGACGAGUGGUUUUUUGCAUCAGAACAAACAUUGAACUGUUGAAAAUGAUGAAUACAACAAGCUGCUUUUAAAAAAGAACGAGAAACAAAGAAACGAGAAACAACGCCUAAAGCCUGACGCUGUGUCAUCGGUCUUCUCACGAAAACGCAAAGCAGAAAUGAUCAGCGGCGCGUUUGAAGAGAGGAGGCAAAAAGAUGUCAGUACUGUUUUUGUUCACUUGCAGCCUUCUUGUGCAAUGUGAGGGCGAGGCUGGGGCGAGAUGCCCGAGGCUGGGCACAAAGGCAGUAAUGUCUUUUAAAAUGUUGGCAAAGCAUAGUAAUACAAUAAGCCUAGCGCGCGCGAGCACGACUCACAAGAUCAGUCCUACAUGGCAGCGGGGCAGACACACACACAGCUCAGCUUCUCCACAGGCUAAAAGCGGAAAAAACUGGGGAAAACACCAGACAGGUGUUUCCAUCUGUCGGGUGGCUGGCGAAGUGGACGUGAGAGUCUCGGAGGUACCUCACAGUAGUUGCUCACGCCAACGGCAUAAACUACUAUAUGUGUGCGCUCUUGAAAAAGCAAGUUUACAGAGGAAGUGACAAAUAAUUCUUGCACAAGUGUCCGGUGCAAAGCGAAAUCUUCGCGCUACGGUUCGCGAAAACCUGACCGGCACUUCCAUGGCUGCCUGCUCUUCUUCAUCGCUUGACGCGGAAGGCUUUUAACCGUAAGCGGUAAUAUGUCUUGCCAAGUUGGAAUGGUCCUCGUCUUCAGACGUGUACUCAUCGCUAGUAGAGGCACCAGAACUCGAAUCCAUGCUUGCGAUGGCGGCGUCGGCGCGCUUCCAAUGACUGCAGCCAGCCGGCCGGCUAUCCGAUGAGGGUGUCGUGACGCCAUGCCUUCCAACUCCCGCGGGUUGGGCGGCGAGGCGUGCGCUCUCAAAAACGCCAAAAAUAACGCCAUCGGUUCAAAAAUUAGCUAAGUGACUACUUCUUUUCGGUCUAAUCACACACUGAGGAUUCAAUUUCACCAUUUUCGUAAAAUUUUCAGAUUUUGUGUCCGUAUCCCUUUAAGCGGAAGAAAUAGAGCUGGGCAGGCCAUGUGAUGCGUAGGAUGGAUAACCGGUAGACCAUUAGAGUUACAGAAUGAAUACCAAGAGAAGGGAAGUGCAGUCAAGGACAGCAGAAAACUAGGUAGGGUGAUGAAGUUCGGAAAUUUGCAGGCACAAGUUGGAAUCAGCUAGCGCAAGGCAGGGUAAAUUGGAGAUCACAGGGAGAGGCCUUUGUCCUGCGGUGGACAUAAAUAGGCAGAUGAUGAUGAAGAGUUGUGCUUGUGUUGUCUGGUUGUGUCCAAUUCUUUAAUGUAAUUCCUAAGUACAGCCAAACCUCAUUAUAAUGAAAUCACAUCUGAUGAAAAAAAAUUUUGGAGGAUGCUUAAGCUUCGCCUUAACAGUAGAACGCGGUAGCGUUAUCGGGACCCGUUCGCAUACAGCGAGUAGGUUUCAUUCACUGCAACACUGAACGUGGGAAAGCCAGCUUGCAAAGACCAAGCUUACACCGAUCCCCUUAAAGUCAGCUUCACUUUUAAACUGAAAUGCAUUGCUGGAAAGACGUUUUUCCAGGGGCAAUAUAAGUGGUCUUAUAUUAAAAUGUGAAGGCCCUGGCACCUUUUUUCAUUAUUUUAUUAAUUGUUUGCUAUUGCCCCGACGCGCGCAGGUCUGGUAAAAAUGCUGGAAAAAAAGAUUUGUGUUUGAGUUUCCUCAUAGAAGAAUUAGGUUUUCUCGUACAUUCAAAUUACAAUCUGAUGCCAAUUGGUAAGCAAUCAGACGGUGAAUCCGACGCCGAACGGUAAAGUAGUACUUUACCAUUUUUCUGACGGAUUUCACUGUGAAAAAUUCAAUUUUUGGUCACCAAAACCUUGCACAAUGUGGAGGGCCUGCGCGCGAUCGAUGUGGUUGAAUGAUUUUCUCCACCACCCUCGAUCACACGCCGGUUGCCGAGACGCCGUAUUUUCUGCGACAUGGGGCCCUAAACGCUAUCGUGUUAAAAUAUUUUCGUUAUAUUCAAUAUUCGUGAUAUAGCAUAUAUUCAUUACUUUCUUGAUGUCACUGAGAAAUGUUUGAUUUACUUCAUUAUAUCCAAUAAUUGUAUUCGUGUUUGUUGUAUCAAAGUUCAAAUUUCGACAUAGAUGCAUAUUCUAAGCACGACUGUAUGUGGGCUUGAGAUAGAAUGCCUUAGCAAUUCACAGUUCAAAAUCCAGUACAACAGUACUUGUUUGAGCAAGGCCACCUGUAUUUGUGCACUGGGCUCACAUGAUUGCUUAGCUUGUCAGGGUUAUUGUGAUCAUUAGGGCAAAGCUACAAUGUUCUAACAAGAGUGUGACACACUGCUCCAGGGGUCAGGGGGUCAGAUGUAUUCGCUUGCCAAGCAAGUUGAAUCUGCAAAGACAAGACCAGGUCUUUGAAUCACUUUGCAGUAUUGCCCCCUUUUCCUGCUGCACGUCCACUUCUUUGCAAGCACACUGCCCAACCAAACAUGUGCUUGUACUUUUGUUAUAUGUCCAGAGGUUGGCUACUACACAAAGCUCAGUCACGGUGGCUGGGCUGGCUCCAUGGACGGUGCUUGUUUCAAAAUACUGCAUGCACACGCACACAUGUACACAGUAUGUGCGACAUUUCCUUCUAUGUCAACAGAGAUGUGUGAUGCAUUAGAAAACUGCUAGCCAUUUGCCAAGUUUAUCCGUGAAAUUGUUCCCGACACGUGACACGCAGAGCAAAACACUUGCAUUUAACUGCGUUUCUUUAAAUAAACUCAGUAUCACCUUUCUUGUUUUUACUGUAUGCAUAUGCUUUUGAUGGACAUUUCUUUGAUGUGCUGUACCAUAAGUUUGGCCAUAAAGGAACUGUUAUCAUGUUCAAUUCACGAACAAAAAGAAAUAUGUGUCUAGUUCAUACUUUCUAAAUAAUGUUUUAGUGCAAUGUGUUGAUUUCAUCAACGCAUUGCACAAAAACAUUAGUCAAACAUUAGUCAAAUACCUGGGCGUCACUUUAACUGCGGCAUUGGACUAGACAUCCCACAUGGACAUAACAAGCGCUAAAGCGUGUCGCCUUUUGCACCUUUUCCAAAGGAACUUCAAGUAUGCACGCAAAGCUUUGAAGGAAACUUUGUAUCUUACUAAUAUUAGGCCGGUGUUAAAAUACGCAUGUGCAGCAUGGAACCCCUUCACAAGAGUUCUUGAAGAUAAGUUAGAGCGUGUUCAGAAAAGGGCUGCAAGGUUCGUAACGGGCAUCUACGACUACGAAAUUAGAGGUUUACAAAUCAGGGAAAAUCUGGGGUGGAAGUUGCUGUCCACAUGCAGAAAAAUAAUCAGGUUAAAGCUUUUACCAACAUUAACGGCAGUAACACAGGAAUCGACAAGAACAUAUAUUUAAAACAACCUCAUUAUCAGUCUGAGAGACACGAUAAUUCCAAGAAAUUAAGGCCCUAUCAAAGUUGUAUUAAUGUAUUUAAGUUUUCAUUCUUUCCGCAAACAAUUGCAAAAUGGAAUUUGCUCCCGGAUGAGAUAGUGUCUGCACCUAAUUUUUCAUCUGCCAUAGAGAACUUGAAUCUGUUUUAGACAAUACUUCCAGUGUACCGUUUUAUGCAUUGUGUAACAAAUUUUAUAAUCUGAUGUUUUUGUACUGGAUGUGUUGUCUUCCUCUCUAAUUACGAUGAUUGUAUUUUUGUGCCAUAACUGACAUAAUGUUUUUUGCGAAGUUCCAUAUUUGGCCUUUAUCUUUGUAAUUAACCCCCCUACAAUUAUAUAAUGCCCAUCUCGGGCGCUGUAGGUAUUUGUAAUAAAUAA